GAGUCUAAAUUAAAAGUUAAAAUUAAUUUUCCUGAGGUCCUCAUUUCUCCAGUCUCUCUCCUGCAUAUUGUUGAAGUGGUUAACGGCCAAACAGCUGAUAUCUCAACUUCCAGAGAUGACUAGUAUCUUGGCGAGCCGGCCUCCAGCAAGGCUGCCGGCGACUGGAGACACUUUUGCCGCUGUUCUGAAAGCUGCUGAUUGCAGAAUCCUCUGUUUCGGGUAUUCGAAUUUGGAAACUCACAUCCGCACGCGUACGACCGGCGGUCCUACGCAGCCGCGCCCUAGGAAUUCGUGCGUCGUUUUCUCCGGUAAAUUGGACGAUAGUGUUGAAGGCGAUGAUGCCUCUGAGAGGGAAGAAAGCGGUAGUGAUUCUGUUAACAGUGACCUAAUCAGGGAAGAGCUUGAAAAAAUUGUUGGGAGAGAUGAUUCCAGUUUCAACGGGAUGGAUCUUGCAACUCUUAUACGGAACAGAUAUGGAAGGUCUUAUGAUGUGCAACUAAUUAAGAAGGAAUUCAUGGGCAGAAACCUCCUUGCUUUAAAUGUCAUGUGGAAGUACAUGGAGCAGAGAUCAUUCCCAUUGACUGAAGAAGAGUAUAUUUUGAGACUUGAUGAUGUGGCAAAUACUUUGAAAUGUUGGGGCGCUGUCUCACAUAUCCGGAACAGUCUUCAGAAGGUGAAAGAACGGCCUCGGAUUGGCAAGGCCGUAAGCAUCUUCAUAGAUAUGGACGAGUCUGGGGGGCGAGCAAAUGAGUGGAUAUACAAGUAGGCCAUUCCAAAUCCGGUGUAUCUUUUUUAACUGUUGCAGGUGCACUAUAUAUGUAUGCCACUGGCAAAGCUGGGACACGUUGGUUACUGCUUUCAGAUCGUAACAUUGAAGGCCUGCUUGAUGCUGGUCAAUAUAUCUGGCGAUGGUGUUGGAGGUGAGCACAUCAGCAAAAGUGAUUAGCAAUACUUGUGUUUAAAAGUGUGUUAUUCUUUCCUUUUCUUUGUAAAUCCAAAAUGACAAGUAUAUGUUCUUACACGACAAAUAAUUGGUACACUCUAUAAUUUAGUGUUAUUUAUUAAUUGUUGCUUAAA
This is a messenger RNA of Salvia splendens (bonfire salvia), 1077 nucleotides long. RefSeq lists its product as uncharacterized. The transcript is spliced from 5 exons. Lineage: Eukaryota; Viridiplantae; Streptophyta; Magnoliopsida; Lamiales; Lamiaceae. The record is from RefSeq and is a predicted model, not a curated record. The coding region runs from base 116 to 766 and encodes 216 amino acids.